Penicillium brevicompactum is the source of this 1386-nucleotide messenger RNA. RefSeq lists its product as uncharacterized. The transcript is spliced from 2 exons. The record is from RefSeq and is a predicted model, not a curated record. NCBI's taxonomy places the organism in Eukaryota, Fungi, Ascomycota, Eurotiomycetes, Eurotiales, Aspergillaceae. The coding region runs from base 1 to 1386 and encodes 461 amino acids.
AUGGUUCAACCAGCAGCCGAGAAAAAACAUACUUAUAUCAGACCAAACUCCGUUUCUUCGUCCGGUACACCUGAAGAAAUGGACGUGGAGCAGACUACUUCCAGUCCAGCCACUGUGGUGCAACAAAAUGACUCCCCGCGUUCCUUUACCGAGACAAGCAUUGCAUACGGGGUGAUUCAUAGAAGCAUGGAAUCCCACAAUCUCUUCCAAGCUUUUAUCUCGAAUUGCUUUCCAACCCAUUUAUCACCAACUUCUCACUCCUGGAUUCCCUUACUCGGGAAGAUACCCAGCAGAGUUGAAGCGUUGGAAACAUCCACUGCAGCGAUUGCGGCUUCGGCAAUCGGUCAUAUGUUUCAAGACACUGCUCUGAUAAAGCAAAGCCUUAAUUAUUACACCCGUGGCCUUAAUCAACUUCAGAGGGCAUUGCGGGAUCCGAAUCUUAUGCGAGAAGACGGUACUCUUGCCGCAUGCAUGGCGUUGAGCCUUUACGAGGCACUUGAAUGCCCGAAUCUGGGAUCCGAAGGCUACUUCAACCAUUGCCAUGGUCUGAUUGCCCUGAUUAAAGCGCGUGGCCACGAGGCGCAUUCUUCGGGGGUGGGGCAUCGAUUGUUCCUUGGCGUUCGAGUCCCAGGGAUAUUGUCUGCCUUGUACUGCCGCACAUCGAGCAUGUUCUUGGAGCCCAGUUGGAUGGAAAACCCCUGGGAAGGGAUACAAAAAACACACCGUGAUCGGGUAACAGAUUGCUUGGCCCAAGCCCCUGCGAUCCUAGAGCAGGUAGGAUCACUGAUCCACAUGAGUCCAGUACAACAAUCGAGCCUGCUUCAAAAACUCAUAAGUGAGUGUGGGCACAUCGACGAACAGAUUGACAACAUCUAUGAAGACAUGCAACUAUCAGCCGCAGGUGCUCUUUACUGGCCAGUGGAAUCGCAGCUAGAUUCUGUGGCUGGAUUACAGGGCGCCACAACCCUUUUUCCUGUCAUUUUUUGCUUUCAGAACAUCCAAAUCGCUGCUACAUUGGUGCUGUUAUGGGCAACGCGGACGAUGCUUUGGGCGGGCCUCACCAACAUGUAUCAGCAUCUGGAAGCAAUUACACCCUGUGAGAGCUUCAGCCCAAGCCCCAGUUUGGAGGCGCUCAGUGGCUCAAAUCCGGCUCUUCGUUGCAAAGAUUACAUAUUGAUGGCUCAUCAAGUCUGCCAAUCUGUGGAGUACUUUCUGAAUGAUGAAAUGAUGCUAUCUGGAGCCUUAUCUGUGAGCCCUGCACUUGGAAUCGUGGCUGACAGUCUAUGUAAUCGACCGGGACAUGCAGAGGAGAUUGCAUGGAUCCAACGCGCCAUGGGAUUAGCUCGUCGGAAAGGAAUGGGUGUGCUGGAACAUGUCAAAUUAUGA